This is a messenger RNA of Notothenia coriiceps (black rockcod), 4876 nucleotides long. It is a transcript of the gene mdfi, whose product is annotated as MyoD family inhibitor. The record is from RefSeq and is a predicted model, not a curated record. Lineage: Eukaryota; Metazoa; Chordata; Actinopteri; Perciformes; Nototheniidae. The transcript has 5 exons. Bases 494 to 1396 code for a protein of 300 amino acids.
GAAGUCUUAGGCAAGUUCAGUGGGAGUAAUGAAGAGGAGAGACCGAGUAGCCUACACGGGACGUAGUUCCACGGUGGUGGACUUGGACAUUUUUUGCAGAAAAGCAACUGAAAGUAACCCUGCAGUGCAGACAAAGAAGACCCAGCGAGCUGCCUGCAGAGACGCAUAAACUUCCCAACAUCUGGUCUGCUGGAGGACGGGGCGAGCCGGAGAGACACACUUUUGGAGGCGGAGAGAAAACUAUCUUUGCUGGAAUAUGCAUUGAAUUUGGGAGUUUUUGGCCUACCUACAUGAGCCGAAAAGAGAGCCGGUGGUCGUGUGAGGUGACAAGAGUGGAGGCAACGAGUACGGCAAAGGUCGCGGAGGGCGAGAAGUCCACCUGGUCGGUCAGAGAAUGAAUUAGCCGAACGUUUUGCUGCACCGCGUCCCAGCCAGAGAGAAGGCUCACUCCUUGGCCCCUCCACCUCCUCCCAUAAGAGCCAGGCCUACGCCCAUGGAUGAGGAGAGGAAGGCCCCUGCCAUCUCCCCAGAGCCACCAGAUGAGGGGGACCCCACUCCAGUUUCACAACCCAGUUCAAACAAGACCACGACAUCAGAGAUAGCAAACUCCCCGAACCCAAAGCCCUGUCCUCGCCCAGAUGAGGCCCACACCUAUACUGAGCCCCUCAUAUUGAGGUUAAAUGGCACCCCAGAAAGGUUGCGAGGGGAUGAUGAAGACAAGUGGAGCAGCCGCCUCUCACACACGGAGCUCACAACACCCGGCAAAAGCAUUACAUCUCAACCAGCAGCCAGAUUUACGCCCGCCCGCCACACCCAGCCAUGUCAGACACAGCCCAGCGGCCAACAACGCAACGGAGCCAAGCACCACGCACACAGACACUCCCCUCACACGCACUGUCCGCAUCACACGCCUCGCACACACACACUCCAGACCAACGGGGUCAGGAACGGGGGCCUUCAUCAGCAUCCUAAGCUGGGCUCCCUCCCAAGAGGGGAAUCCUCCACCUCCUCGUCCUCUUCGGCGGGACCCAAACACACCAAGAAAUUGCGGUCCAACCCUUCCAUCACAUCCCAGAGCAGCAAGAGGAGCAAGAGCAGCUCCAAGAGCAACAGCUCUCAGAUUCCUGCAGAGUCACAGGACGACUGCUGUGUUCACUGUAUUCUGGCCUGCCUCUUUUGUGAAUUCCUAACUCUGUGUAACAUCGUGCUGGACUGUGCCACAUGCGGCUCCUGUGCGGGGGACGACUCGUGUUUCUGCUGCUGCUGUGCGUCAGAGGAGUGUGGCGACUGUGAACUGCCAUGUGACAUGGACUGUGGCAUCAUCGACGCCUGCUGCGAGUCUGCAGACUGCCUGGAGAUCUGCAUGGAGUGCUGCAGCCUUUGCUUUUCCUCUUGAGGGCCCCAGCUGCCACCACAGGGGGCAAAGUACUGCUACAAACUGCCACAGCCCAGGAGCAACUUCAACCAGUGUCUCACCAGAGCUGGGAAGCGCUAAACAUCCUUGUUGCCUGUGCUCUGUGGUUAACACUCUAUUGAAGGGCCUAGUUGGCUCUUGAAUUAGGUUUCGUACAAGGUUUGUCAAGCAAUAACCUGCUGAGAGCAGUCAAUGGUGAUUUCUCCUCUCUUUUAUUGAUCAAACCAUGGGACAGUAGCUUCCCGCCUUUGCUGCGGCCCCUUGCUACACAACUGGAUGUAUGAUGUAGAGGGAUUUCCAGCUCUGGUCUGGGACUGUCUGCCUGACUGUGCAGACCGGGCCUCCGGACCCUCGCAGAACAGGCUAUUAUCACAAUGGAGCCCCUUGUGCCGUCUGAAUCAGUGGAGUUCUCCAAGCAUGAAAAAUGACCUCCAAAGGCAAAUGAGAAAAUGGCUCCAUUUAACCGGAUUUUAGUGUUUCUGUAGAUAAGAGCAGCAGCAUAAUGGGAAAAUGGACGCUCAGAUCUCAAUAGAAACAUAGUCUGUCCUCCUGUCCUUGGCAAGGUCAAAGUCUUCCACUUUGAUUGCGUACAGUGGCCUUUGUGACACACACUCACAGACACACACACACACACUUAGUGGUGGAUCCACCGCUGUCUUUGUUCUUAUUGCAAUGUACAAAAAUAUAAAACGUUAAUGGUGGCUUGUGGCAAUACUACAGACGAAUUUCUUUUGUUAAUAUUCAUCUCACUGUCUUAUUCAGAGAAGAAUCAUGAGUGUCGUGCAUCAGUCGGAAAAUGGGUCCAAUUAAAUGAGUACUCUAAGUGACUUUUGAGUGAACGGCUGAUUGCAUUCGUCAUGGACACAUUCUCUACUCUAACAUGUGAAGGGAGAGAGUUCUUAAUCAAAGGUCUCUCCUCAUUUAAUGUUUCACAUCUUGUUUACUUUUACAUUGUUUAUUUUGAGGAGCUUCGGCUGGAUUCAGUGGAUUCCUCAUCAUCUAAAAAAAGUCAAGGCUGGAAGAGGAUUGGAUCGCAUCAUCUCUUUUUCAACAUGUUUGAUUUUUCUUCGUCAUUGUGUUAUGUGAACAGAUGGCCUUGGCUUAGCUUAGCUUAAGGCCUGAAUUUUCUAGUAGAUUCCUCGCCUUUACCAAAUAUCUAUUAAUCCUUGUUUUGUAGAUUUUAGUUAAGAUAUUUGCAUUUCUCUUCUAAUGUGAAAAUCACAUUUCUGUGUUAUCGGGUUAUGCCGGGCUCUCUAUAAAGCAGACAUUGCUCAACAUCUCAUUUAAUUCCUUGAGUGAAAAUCUCACGACAUUAUGUUAACUUAGAUCCAUAUGCUCACAGUGUGAAUGGUACGCUUUUGAUAACAGGCCCGCACUCUCGUAUGCUCAGAUGCAUACCUUCUCCGACUCAAUACCUCUUGAGAUGUCGCCCAUAUCUGUUGUGCAUUUUAAAAUGACUUGAUACAAAUCUCUCUCCUCUCUUAUCAAAUACUGUUUGUGCAAUCCUUUUUUCUUGGAAAUACCAAAGAGUUUUCCUCUGACUGGACAAGUUUUUAGACACAAGGGCUGAAAUAUAACACUGUUGAUUAAGAGUAUACACUAAAUCUGCCAAUCAACCUGAUAACACAGAAGCAGAACGUUUUUGGAAAUCAAGAAAUGCAACUUGAAAAUACAUUAAGACCUUUAAUUUCUGUUUAUAAAGGAAAUGAUGUGUUUUAAAUGUUGACACGUUUCAAAAUCCCUGGAGUGCCCUGGAAAACAAUGCAAUUUAAAUAACAACACAAAGAGAUUUAUGAAGGGAGAACUGGAUUAUAUAAUGUUGUGUAUAGAAGUUAUUACAAUUUCAUUUGUUUGGAUUAACAACAUAUUCCCAGUGCAGAUUGUGAAGAUGUUGCUUCAUCCAACGACCUGUUCUCUGUCACCAGACCAACCAUGUCACUAAAAGAAGUAUGGAUGGACUUUAAUAAUAAUAGUCUAUGGGGAUGCAAAGCUAAUCCAUACAUUUAAAAGCUAAAUAAAAACACUGGUUUGUUAAUAGCAGAAGUCAAUCAUUAAAAAUGAUGCAGAUAAGUCUACAAAUGUAAAUCAGGUUAAACUAGUUAAUGAUAGCAUUACUGGCCUCCACUGAAGACAAUGGCCUGGCUACCCUGCCUUUUAGCCGGCAGUGUUAAAACUAAACUAAAAAGUAUUACUAACUGGAAUAUUAAUAAAUACUAACAUAUGUUUGCUACCCACUGAUUCUACAGCACAAACAAUAGGUCUGCUUUAGGCUUGAUGAUUUUUAGACAGAUUAUGAGUUCCUUUACAAAGAAUCAUGAUCAUUAUUACCAGAGAUGUGACUAAUCCAUGUUUCCUAUUGCCUGUUUAUGACUGUGCUUAAAAACAACCUCACGCACUCUUGCUCAAGUUUCAAGAUUCUUACACAGCUCCAGCUUCUCACUGACCCCAAACUUUUAUUUUAAAACCAAGGUAAAUCCAGAUUGCAUAAAUGGAAAGCUCCAAGACAUGCUUUUUGGUAAUCUGUUUCAUUUUAUUAUGUUAAAUUGAUUUUAUUUGCUUGAAUUCCUGUUUGUAGCAGAGAUGGAAUUGGAUAAAGGUCAACAGAAACCUACCUGUGACAGAAAGAACAGCUUUGCAACUCUCAUUUUGGCUGUAGAUCUUAUAAACAAGUCGAACCCUCCUGUGAAGUUCCUGCUUUUCCUAAAUUAGCUUAGCCUGGGUGUUUAAAGAGCUCCUCUUGGAAUAUGUCAACUCUUUGUUGUGCAGUGCAUCAAAAAUCAUGUGAAACAAUAUUUUACUAAACGUCUGGGUUGAAAAACAGUAAACAUAUCAUUUAAGUUUUAUUUAAUGAUGUCUGAUUACGAUUAUAUGACUUGAUCAUUAAAUACUUUUUAAGUCCAUCCUAAAAAGGGCCUCAGUAAUUGGUUGCGAAUGGUGGCAGUCUGAUGGAUUGAAAACACUGACUGGUUGGUUUGGAGAUGGAGAAUAUGUCUGGAUGUAGAGAGAUGAACAACUGUCUUACAUUUCGGUCACACUCUGGAUUGUAAAAAUUGCUUGGGGAUAUGGAUUUAAUGUUUUAACUGUACUAGACAGAUUCAAAUAUUUCCCGCUCAGUCAUUACAGUAAUACUUGAAGAAAACAAGUUGACUUUCAAUGGUGUCCAUAAUCAGUAUUAUCAGUAUUUUUGUUGGAAUUACCUAACUACAAAAAUGUUGAAUUGUUGACUUUCCAAGAUUCAUUAUCUUAAUCAUAAGACGUCAUUUGGAUAUUGGUUUGAAAAAACUGGCCUAUUCUGGCAGUCCUCUGAAAGUUAUAUUAGCCUAGAUUAGUUGUUACUCGACCAUAGUCCACUAUAAUGUCAUUUUGUUUACACUACACCCAUUUUAUGUCAAUUUGAAUUGCUGUCCUGGAAGUCACGUUAAAAUCUCUUAGUUUAAGACUGAAUAAACAAUGUGAACUCCA